UUAAAAAUAAGUAAUUUUGGUAUAUGUACCAAUUUGAUUGGUAUGACUGUUGAUAAGGUUAUACAUAUUUAGAAUCAAAACACCCCCAGGUGGAUUUUUCCACAAAAGACCGUCAAGUUUAUUUCCAUGAGCGAAUUAAAGUGAGUAAACUACUGGAGGUUGAACAGCUGAUAACUAAAGCCGGGCAGAUACCUGUACAGUCGACAGGCCAAUGCUCAUUAUUGAAGAUCAACUGGAACUGGCAUAUCGUGCGGUUACAAUGUUUUUCCAAGCAGCAAAGCAAUAACCAUCGACUGAGAACUGCUUUUGAUAGCUUGCGAUUCCGAGUAAUCAAAUACCGCGUUAGAAGCAGGUGGUUCUGGUUUUGAUCUAAGCCGUUUAGUCGUUGCCCUAGCUCGGGUCUGAUCAGAAGCACCCGAAAAUUCCCUGCCAACAACGAUGGAUCUCAUCACGCAGCUGCCGCUGAUUGUGCUUUUUUUGGUUUCGAUCAUGUUCCUGUACUUGAAGUUGCUCCAAUGGAAGUACCGAUAUGCCGAAAGUAUCCCCUUCGGAGGUUUUACCCGGUUUCCAUUUUUCAAAAAUGAUUACAAGCUGAUUUUUUCGAAUUCGGUCGAGAAGUUUUCCAUUUUUGCCGAGGGUUUUUCGACCCAAAACGAUCGUCUUUCGAAAGCGUGGAUUGGACCGUUCAUGUUUUUCGGAACCAGCCAUCCGGAUCUGGUGCAGGCCAUAUUGAACGAUCCGAACUGUUUGAACAAACCGUUUAUUUACGAUUUUCUGCGGAUGCAAAAUAGUCUGCUGGGCGCUAAGCAUGAUCGAUGGAAGGUGCAGAGGAAACUGCUGAACCCAACGUUCAACUUGCGCAUUUUGCACAGCUUCAUACCGAUUAUGGAAAAAGGUUCGCGCAAGUUGGUGCAAACACUGGGUCAAAUCGAGGGCACAUUUGACAUACUGGAGUACAUCUGUCGGUGCAGUUUGGAGAUCACGUCCCAGGCUGCCUUCGGGGAGAAUUAUUUGACCGAGCAGCAAGUCAGCGAUCUGGUGAAGCACCUGAAGCGCUACUUUACGCUGACCUCGCACCGAAUGCUGCAGGCGCACCUCUUUCCGGACUUUAUCUAUCGGUUUACCGACCGAUAUCGACAGGAGAUGGAGUCGCUCAAAUAUGGCGAAAAGGUUGCGUAUGCGGUUUUAGAGAAAAGGAAAAAGGCCCUGGAAACCAAGCUUCAAAGCAAACCGGAAGAGGUCGACGAGGACACGAUCAAGGUACACAAACCGGACAUCUUCAUGGACCAGAUGCUGAUGGUGGCCCACUCGCUGACGGAGCAGGAAAUCGUCCACAACACCUUGGUCGUUCUCGUUGGGACGAGUGACACUACCGGCUACACCCUAUCCUUCGUCAGUCUCAUGAUGGGAAUGUUUCCGGAGCAUCAGGAUCACCUGUACCGGGAGAUAAUGGAGCACUUUCCCGAUGAAACGGAACCAUUCGAAAACGACAUCGAAUUCGUGGUAGACCGGCUUAAGAAGAUGACCUUCAUGGAGAUAUUCCUAAACGAGUGUAUGAGGUUAUGUCCGGUUGGACCGCUGAUUUUGCGUCAGAGUCAUGGUCCUGUGAAGUUGGACGACGUAACGAUUCCGUCGGGAAAUAUAUUGGCCAUUUCUAUUUGGGCACUCCAUCGAAGGAAGGAAUUUUGGGGUCCCGAUGCGGAUGAAUUCGAUCCGGAACGAUUUUCGCCGGAACGAGCGAAGGGUCGGCAUCCGUACGCCUUUAUACCUUUCAGUGGAGGUUCGCGAAAUUGCAUCGGGGCUCGUUAUGCGAUGAUCAAUAUGAAGAUCUUGCUCAUAUUUUUGGUGCGAGCAUUCCGGUUCCACACCGACAUUCGCUUCAAAGAUAUGAGGUACGAAUUUGGAGCCACGCUUAAACUUUUCGGGGGCCAUUUAGUUAGGCUUGAACCGAGAUAAGUAUUGUUCCCUUGUGGCUGUAACCAAAGUAUCAAUGUAAAUGUAUUAUUUAAAAAAAUAAAUGAGUUCUUACUAAAAUAAUUAACUAUGGAAUAAAAAAAA
Uranotaenia lowii is the source of this 2058-nucleotide messenger RNA. Its product is annotated as probable cytochrome P450 313a4. The record is from RefSeq and is a predicted model, not a curated record. The coding region runs from base 439 to 1956 and encodes 505 amino acids. Gene Ontology annotation, molecular function: oxidoreductase activity, acting on paired donors, with incorporation or reduction of molecular oxygen; heme binding; iron ion binding. The transcript has 5 exons. NCBI's taxonomy places the organism in Eukaryota, Metazoa, Arthropoda, Insecta, Diptera, Culicidae.